CCACCACCACGGCCGACAAAGACCACGUUUGCGCGUCCUUACGUACACGUACACGCACGCAACACGCUCGCAUAGACGCUCGCACAUAGAGACUCCCCUAGACCCCGCCUGCAUCUUGUCUCUGCCCCGUCUUGCUUCUUUUCUCCUCUCCCCUGCAGUCGACGCUCUCGUCCUCGUCUGCAAUGUGUGCAUAGCUGUUCUCGUCUCUUUUCCCUUCCCUCUCUCUCUGUACAUCACCUCCCUCGUGCUCUCCUCCACUCGCCCUUCGUCCUCAUGCUCCCCGUGCCUGGCAGCCCGGGUGCCUCUCUGGACCGGUACAGAGCCCGCCUGGCCGCCAUCUUCCACGGCGCCGACCCGCGCGUCUGCCUCGCCUUUUGGCUUUUCGGUACCCAGACUCUGCCCACUCCCCUCGCUCCGCUUUUCACUGCAGCGCCUCGACUGACGUGCUGUCAAUGUUGAACAUAAAAUACAGGCCUCAUAAACAAUGUCCUCUACGUCAUCAUCCUUUCCUCCGCUCUCGACCUCGUAGGACCUGCCGUUCCCAAGGGUCUCGUCCUCCUCGCUGAUGUCGUCCCCUCGUUUCUCACCAAGCUUACGGCGCCCUACUGGGUCGACGCUGUUCCCUACACGAUCCGAAUAUGGCUGCUUGUCGGUCUCUCCGCCAGCGGCAUGCUGCUCAUUGCCCUAUCUCCACCCACCACCGAUUCGGCCUCUAUCGCCGUCAAGCUUUCGGGAGCUGUGCUGGCCAGCUUGAGCAGUGGCCUCGGUGAGCUGAGCUUCUUAGGCCUGACCCACUACUACGGUCACUUUGCUCUUGCGAGCUGGGGCUCCGGCACAGGCGGCGCUGGCCUUGUCGGCGCUGGCGCCUACGUGCUGGCCACCACCACCAUCGGUCUUAGCGUCCGUACCAGCCUGCUCAGCUUUGCCUGUCUGCCAGCCAUCAUGGUCGCAGCAUUCUUUGGCAUUCUACCGCUCGAGCCCCUGCGCACCGCAAGAUCUAAAGCUGGCGGUUACGAACCUUUAGAUCAGCGAAACGAUGACGUCGUACCAGCCGUGCUGGACGACGACCCGGCCCUGACUGAGCAUGAGGGUCUACUGGCCGCAUCGAUGCACUCGACCAGGAGUUUCAGUGCUGCCUCUCUUCGCGGAGAGAGCAAUGCCAUUGCCAAGUUCAAGACAAAUUUGCGGCGCGCGAGCCGCCUAUUCUUCCCAUACAUGCUCCCUCUACUCCUCGUCUACAUUGCAGAGUACACUAUUAACCAGGGUGUCGCCCCAACUCUACUCUUCCCUCUUGCCUCGUCACCCUUCACCGAGUACCGCUCGUUCUAUCCGACGUACAACGCCAUAUACCAGACUGGCGUCUUCAUCUCUCGCUCUAGCACGCCCUUUUUCCGCAUCCACGCCCUGUACCUGCCAUCCCUGCUACAAGUUGGUAACCUGGUUCUUCUCGCAACGCACGCCAUGUUCGAUUUCAUCCCCAGUGUGUACAUCAUAUUCAUCGUCAUCUUCUGGGAGGGCCUCUUGGGUGGUCUUGUGUACGUGAGCACGUUCGCCGAGAUCACGGACCGCGUUCCCCGCGAGGAUAGGGAGUUCAGCUUGGGAGCGACGACAGUCAGCGACUCAGCCGGCAUCUGCAUUGCCGGAUUCGUGGGGAUGGCGCUAGAGGUCUCGUUGUGCAACUACCAGGUCAGGCACGGCAGGGACUAUUGCAGGCGCACAUAGUUUGCAUACGACCCAUGAAGGGCCGCUGUAUGUAUUAUAUGACACGAUUACCACGGACGGGUUUCUUUGAGCGACUGCUACGCCAUGGAUCAUACCUGUUUAGGCUUAUAGAUUAGAGGCGCGUAAAUCAUUCUUCUUGCCAAAGAA
Molecule: messenger RNA, 1869 nt
Organism: Verruconis gallopava
Lineage: Eukaryota; Fungi; Ascomycota; Dothideomycetes; Venturiales; Sympoventuriaceae
Exons: 2
Coding region: 670-1722 (350 amino acids)
Biological process (GO): regulation of intracellular pH
Cellular component (GO): vacuole; membrane
Source: RefSeq, a predicted model, not a curated record